Molecule: messenger RNA, 595 nt
Organism: Aethina tumida (small hive beetle)
Lineage: Eukaryota; Metazoa; Arthropoda; Insecta; Coleoptera; Nitidulidae
Product: fibroblast growth factor 1
Exons: 4
Coding region: 140-538 (132 amino acids)
Biological process (GO): regulation of cell migration; positive regulation of cell population proliferation; fibroblast growth factor receptor signaling pathway
Cellular component (GO): cytoplasm
Molecular function (GO): growth factor activity; fibroblast growth factor receptor binding
Source: RefSeq, a predicted model, not a curated record
CCUUAUUGUACAAUGGUCAAGAAUGUUUUAAAAGGUAUUUAAUAAUCAUGUAAAGAAGCAAUUACUUAAAAGUUAUGGCAUUUUUAAACAUUUGUUUUAUAUUGUCAAUGUUUGGAUUGGAGUUUAGUUUUAGUUGACGAUGGGUCCGUUUGGGAACGAAUUUAAAUUGUACUGUGAAAGAGGUUUCCAUUUAGCCGUAAGAGGGAAUGGAAUAAUAGAAGGGACUGAUGAGUUAAAUGACUGCGACACUGAUUUAAUAUGUUCUUCCGCUGAUAAUGAAAGCGAGGUGAGACUAAAAGGUAAAUACACUGGAAGAUACAUUUGCUUUGGUGAAGAAGGACAAUUAUAUGGAGAGGAAGAUGUCAAUAAUCCAGGAACUAAAUUUAUAGAAAGUUUUGCUGGUUCAUACACCUGCUACGAAUCAGCAACAUAUCCUAAAUGGUAUAUUGGUUUAAACAAGCAAUUGAAAUCAAAACCAGGCCCUAGAACAACAUGGGGAAAGAAGUCCACCAAAUUUUUGCCCCGACGACAAUCAUAACAUAAGAGACUAAUUAAGUUUUUAUCAGUAUUAACCGCUACGAAUACAGACAUUCAU